Molecule: messenger RNA, 981 nt
Organism: Paramecium octaurelia
Lineage: Eukaryota; Ciliophora; Oligohymenophorea; Peniculida; Parameciidae
Source: the annotation of a GenBank genome assembly
AUGUUAAAGUCAAAAGAAAGUAAAGAAGCUGAGAUAUUCGAAUGUUUAAGUAGAGAUGGUACAUCUAAUCUUAAAUACUCAAGACUCUUUCACUUUUAAUGAUAUGGAGAAUUUGGGUCCAUGGCAUAAAUAUGGAGGUAGCAUACAUUAAGAACUUUAAAGAAUAUCCUCAUUGAAAUUGGGCAAAUCAAUCUCUGAACAUCAAACAGAUAAGAUAAUAGGAUCCAACUUGUAAAUUGCUUAAAUGCAAUCAGGGAGAAGGUUCUCUUAAGAAAUUAUAAAGUAAACUUAAUUGCCACUCGAUGAAAAAAUCGUGAAAUCUGCAUCAAUCCACUAAGAAUCUAGAAGCAGAACACAAUUAUUCAAAUAACUCAGAUCACCCAAACCGAAAGAGAAUUCUUUAAUCACAACUAAACAGGAAGAAACCCAAACGAACCAUAUUAAAUAGGAGAAAACUAAUGUUGGUUUCUUUGUCCAAUGUUAUCCAAAUAGAAACAAAUUCGAUAGAUCAAAAUUGUCUAAUUUUCAAUCUUCCAAAGAAUACUUUGAAGUAAAAUAAUAUUUAUUAUUUAAGAGAAAAUAACUUUGAAAAUGAUGUAUGGUCUUAAUAGAAUGUAAAAUGAUGAAACGACAUAAAAUACGAAUUAAAAUCAAUAAUUUUAUAAGCAAUAAGAACAGUAAGAAAGAAAUUAACAAACAAGAAAGGCUCCUAAAACAGUAAGCAGAAACUAUUUUUAUAAAAAAGAACUCAAAUUUCAUAGCUCCAAUGCAUCUCAAAUAAAUCUAAACAAAUCAAUCAAUAACUCUAUCAAUUCUUUAUUGAAUCAACCAUAAAAUAUUCCAAAAUCGAGAAUCCCAUUUAAUAAAAUUAUAAAUAAAAAAACUGUUAUUUCUUUUGCAUCCCAGAAUCAACUUUUGGAAAAGCAAUAUUAAUAAUCAUAAAUUCAAAAUAACAAGGUUUAAAGAAUGGUAAGCAGUUGA